Messenger RNA from Schistocerca gregaria, 1233 nucleotides. RefSeq names its product odorant receptor Or2-like. Gene Ontology annotation, cellular component: plasma membrane. The transcript has 6 exons. Gene Ontology annotation, molecular function: odorant binding; olfactory receptor activity. The coding region runs from base 1 to 1233 and encodes 410 amino acids. The record is from RefSeq and is a predicted model, not a curated record. Gene Ontology annotation, biological process: sensory perception of smell; detection of chemical stimulus involved in sensory perception of smell. NCBI's taxonomy places the organism in Eukaryota, Metazoa, Arthropoda, Insecta, Orthoptera, Acrididae.
AUGCUGCCGACUUCAACGGCGCCUACAGCGGCUGAAGCUGCAGACGAGGUCAGCGACCUGGACUACCUGCUGAAGAUCCUGCACUGGUCGGGUACGAUGCGCCACCCGCACGCUGGUCCCUGGGCCAGCCGCGUCCACUACCUGGUCAAGGCUCUCUCUACGGUGGCCCUGUCGCUCUUCAUCUGCUCCCAGUCUGUCCUCCUUAGCCGCGACGGAGUGGCAGACCUGCAGCGGUUCACCCUUACACUGAGCGUUCUCGCCACGGCCAGCACAUGGAUGAUGCGCCUCAGGCACAUUGCAGCGUGGGAGCCCGAGUUCCACAAGCUCGCCGUGCAGGUGCGCCGCGACUUCGGCGAGUUUCUGAGCGCAGACGACUUGCAGCUGCUGCGCCUCAGGAACACCUCCAUACGCCGGUUCGUGUCCGCCUACCUGUGUUCGGGUGUGGUCACCUCCGCCAUAUACGCCUCCACACCCAUCAGCGCUGACGGGCUGCCGUUCGUCCUCGCGCUUCCGUACGACGUGUCGCGGCCGCUCUCCUUCGCCGCCACGUGGCUCUACACCCUCUACAUCAACUACUUCGUGGUUGUGGGUACCAUGGCUGCCGACUCCUUCAACGUCGUCCUGAUCGUUCAGCUGCGUAACCAACUCAAUCUGCUCAGUAGAAACCUCCACAGCCUAAAUGACAACAUCUCACACUCUAAUUCCUCUUCUUUCCAGACACAGUCCAUCAAAAAUACACAGCAGUAUGAAAACCGCAUUAUACAUUGUCGGCUCAGAAAGAGUGUCCUCCAUCAUCAAUCAGUCAUAAGGAACGUUCAGCUGCUGGAGAAGUGUUUAAGUGGGAUGUUACUGGGACAAAGCCUCUCCAUUGGGACGUCUUUAUGCUUGCAGCUGUUUCAGGCUGCAACGAGGGCUGAGGGUUUCCAGGAUCUUGGUAAGACCAGCAGCUACAUGCUCGCCAUGCUUUUAGAGCUCUUUAUGUACUGCUGGUUCGGAGAUGACCUCGUUUCGGAGAGCGAAAAAGUAGCGCUCUCGGCAUACGACGCGGUGACAUCAGUGCAGGAAUGCCCAACGUCCACCAAACGGUCGCUGCUGCUUCUGAUGGUCAGAGCCCAGAGGCCGCUGCGCGUCACUGCUGGUGGCUUCUUCACUCUCUCUAGAGAGUCCUUCGUGUCGGUGUUGAAUGUGUCGUAUUCAUUCUUCGCCAUUCUUCGUAAUUUCAAGGACGAUUAG